AAACCAAGUUUACUGGACUUUACACUCAAUUUUAGGAAAUUUUCUCAGUGUUGUUUCGAGAUAUAUUCUUAUUUUCGUUUUAUAAUCGAUGACAAUUUAUGAUGGUAGCCAUGAGCUAAAAGGAUUAGGAACAAAGUUCAUGUAGUUAAUGGCCACAAAAUGUGUGAUUGCAUUCAACUCGGGGAUUAUGUCUGCUGUCCAAGAGGAGAUAGACCGCAGGAUAAAUGUAUUGAAAUUGGCAACUAUAUUUGCUGUCCACGGGAAAACCCAACAUGUAAACCAUGUUCAAACCACAACUCUUUCUGCUAUGGAAGUGCCCGGGCCAAGUCAUGUCAUUGCACUCGAUCACGAUCAGAGGAACCGCAACAACAACAGCGUUAUGUAGAAGAGAAAUUUUCAAAUAUGAUUCCACCAAGUUUUCUAUGUAAAAAUACAGAUCCGCCGAAACCUAAAAAGGUGCGUAAGCCAAAAGUUUCCAAGAAGGAGAAGGAGAAGGUAGAUGAGGAGGCGGCACGUGAUGAAUCAAAUAAUGUGCCUUCAGCGCCUAUGAGGCCAGGAAUUUAUAUGCCCGAAGGGAUGACUCUGGCACCAGAGAUUCCACAAGUGAAUGCUGAUGGAGGCGAUGUAGGAGCUGAAGCAGGAGCAAGAGAACAGCCACAGGGAACAAUCCCGAAUCCGAAUGGUCUGGGUUAUACGCCGGGCUAUCUACCAGGACAGGCGGGCAAUCCACCAGGACAGGCGAGCUAUCCACCAGGACAGGCGAGCUAUCCACCAGGACAGGCAAUUCCGGGAUAUGGAGCAAAUGUGCCGACGGGUUAUAUGCCGCCAGGUUCGUCUACAAUUCCGGGUACUACAACUGCUCCAGGACAAGCCUAUCCAGGAUAUGUACCAAAUGUGCCGCAGGGAUACAUGCAGCCAGGAUCCUCUACACUUCCAGGAGUGGCUGCGUCCACAUUCCCUGGCUAUGCACCUGGAUCAGAGGGUUUGCCCAUUUAUCAACCAGGAACCAUUCCUUUACCGGGUCAAACAACAGUAAAUCCAAACUUAGGAUAUCCGGGCUACCCACCAGCACCUUACGCUCCUUAUGGCUCCCCAUUUGGUUAUACUCCACAAAUGCCAGCGGGAGAUCCCAACAGUUUGGGAUCCGUCGAAGAGGGAUCGACAUCCAGACAAAAGCAUCAAGCUGCAGGCCUGCCCAGUCACCGUCAAACACCGUUCAAUCCGUGCACCGGAGAGGAAUGCAAUCGUGAUGGAUAUUCGAUGCGCCGCAGUAAGUCAAGUGCCCCAACUCCACGUGCUCGCAAUGGUCUGGGGGUAGGGUUUGCACCGGAGCGGGAAUAUCAACCACAUCAAGUUGAGGAAUCGACCAAAUCUGCCAGUGAAAGUAAUCGGGAUGAGACACCGUCCUUCAAUUGCUGUUGUCAUUGCUCUCUCAGCUCUGAUCUUAUCGAGCGAAUUUGCAAAUCUUUGCAAAUAUCGUCGUGUCCUUGUGUCCAGAAUUGCUGUUCUGCGGGUUGUCCCAAAAUGAAUGCCACCAAGAAGCCAACUGUCAGCACAAUUCCUGCGCCGCGUCGUAAGCCAAUACCAAGCAGAAGCGGCACCUCCCAGCUGGGUAAGAAGGAUGACCAGACUUUGGACAGGGAUAAUAACAAACUAGCAGCGGGUCCCUCAAAAUCUGCAGCGUCAGCCAGACGUAUUGGAUCACACACUGGUAGUAGUGGUGGCUCACCCCCAAGAGGAGAGGAGCGACUGCCGGCUACAACAUCGGAAGAAUCACCAGCAACUGCCGCAUCGUCAACGCAUGCAGCACCUGGCAAAGGAGCAGGAUCUAAAUUUUCUGCCUGUGGUUGCGGAUGCAAGGACUUUUCGACACAUGUGCCCCCUCCACCGGCAACGAGGACCUGUAGUUGCUAUGCUAACCUAAUGGCUAGAUCCGAUGACAGUACCCAGACACCGCCACCGGAAACGAAUGAUGCAGUAGUUUUACCGCCAAUUGGGAGUCAAGGUGGUGAUCUCUGCUGCAAAAUGGGGGGCAAUGGCGCUACUUGUUGCAGUGGAGGCGCCUGUGGCGGAACAGGAGCAGGUUGCUGUAAGGCUGGUCACAGUGCAUGCUGUGGCAAUUCCUGCUGUUGGCCCUACUAUUACUACUAUGAUCCGUGUACGGGUCUAUAUUAUUGCUAUCGCAAUUGUUGCUACAAUAACUGCUACAAGAACACUAAAUGCUGCAAUUCAUGUUGCAAUAACUCAUGUUGCAAGUCAAAUAACAACAACAAUAACAACGACAAGAAAUCUCCAACCCAAGAGCCUAAGAAAACAACAAAAGAAACAAAAAGUAACCUAUCCGCCACCAAUUCGUCAAAGCGCAAGGAAACUAAAACCACAGCGGCCCGUAAAAGCAAUCAACGGAACAUGGGUGGCGAUGCCAUGGUACCCUAUCGUCCGGAAAUGCAAGAUCUUUACGAGCAAUGGAUUAACUUUCAAGAAUAUCUCAAACAAUAUCAACCCCAAGCUGCUCCCAUGGCCAACCCAAUGCCAGGACCAAGGACAGCCCCAACACCAGCUUCGACACCAAAUCCGUAUGGCUAUUAUGCUGCCGCCAUAUCGACGCCAUUUUACUUUGCCCCAUCAUCCUAUCCCAAUCAAAUGAAUAACCCCGCAGCGGGUAACGGAUAUUGAUUGGACGCCACAGUAAUGGAUGAAUGGACGGAUACAUAAUGGAGAUGGGAUUCAUUUACAUUCUUUUGUCGAAAUUUAACGUUGAAUUUUUAUCAAGUUCUAUGCUAAAUUAAAGCAAAACCACAAAAUAAACAAAGUCCUCUGACUUUAUUCUAUUCCAUAAAA
Drosophila willistoni is the source of this 2841-nucleotide messenger RNA. RefSeq lists its product as uncharacterized. NCBI's taxonomy places the organism in Eukaryota, Metazoa, Arthropoda, Insecta, Diptera, Drosophilidae. Bases 160 to 2676 code for a protein of 838 amino acids. The record is from RefSeq and is a predicted model, not a curated record. The transcript has 6 exons.